Molecule: messenger RNA, 720 nt
Organism: Penicilliopsis zonata CBS 506.65
Lineage: Eukaryota; Fungi; Ascomycota; Eurotiomycetes; Eurotiales; Aspergillaceae
Exons: 1
Coding region: 55-678 (207 amino acids)
Source: RefSeq, a predicted model, not a curated record
AUGAAGCACACUCACACACACACACAAACACACAUAUAUAUAUACAAAUUCUUCAUGCGCCUGUCAUCUCUCUUGAUUGCCGGCCUGUUCGGCCUGGCAGCCCACGCCGACGAUAGCACCACCACUGUGGGAUACUUCAUCCCCGCCUGGGAUAACGAGCUGCUCGAUUACAGCGGGUGGACCAGCACCGGGGCCAGCGUGGCGGGGAUCAACGCCGAGGCGACAACCUACAAGGUCGGCUGUCUCAAGGACGCCGCCACGACCGACUGCGACAUCAAACACUCGUGGACCAUCGUUCAGGGGCCCGGGACGGUCAGCAUGACGGGCGUGUACACCGAAAUCACCACGGGCCAGUCGGAGAGCUACGGCCUCACCGUCACCCAGUCGUACGAAUGCUCCUUCCAGUCCUACAGCAUCUCCGCCAGCUGCACGAUGAGUUUCUACCUCAGUGGCACGGGCGAGGGCGCGACCGUCGCCUCUUCCACCUCCACCAAGACCAGCUACGCCACUGCCGCCAGCUCAUACUAUACUCUUGUCGUCACGGGCGGCGUCAAGUCCUUCACGGCCCCGGAGGCCACCAAGACCCCCGGGGGUGCGGGGGCGGGGGCUGCGGCUGCGGCUGCGGGGGCGCUGAUCACUGCCGCUCCUGUCGUCAUGGCCGUUGCGGCUCUGCUUUAGUUUAUUAUAGGAGUUUAUAGUAUUCACUUUUUAUUGUCCUGG